AUGGCAGCUGCCCCAAGCAACGAUAACGAUGCCAUCAUCCUGCAGUUUGAGGAUAUGCGCCGGCGCAGUGAAAUCCUCUUGAAUGAGUUACAACAGCUUGAGCAACUGGGAAACCCCAACAGCAGAGACCUGAUCCUCCCCGGCCAGCUACAAAAUGGCUGGCUGACAGUCCCUGGUAUCCGACCCAUGGUCAAUCGAGUCAAGUCGGAGACUCUGAGUCUGGAACGUGCCUUGCAAGACUACAAAAAGCGGUUACCGUCGGAUUCCGAAGACGAUCUGGAACUGGCAAGGAAACGAUUACGUAGCCGCCUUGUGUCUUGCAACCUGCCCUCGGCAGAGGCGCAAUGGGAUGUCAUAAAGCGCUGUUCUGAUCUGAGGGCUGUCGGUCAGCAGUUCUCCCGCACCAUGGCUUUGACUCAUGGGGGAAAGCCGCGGCCUCAAUCACUCAACGAUCAAAAAAAGGAGUCCAGGAAACCUGUGCCACCUGGGCAGCUCGCUCUUGUCGACGCUAUUGUUGAUGGUGGUGCGGAAUGGAUCCGCGUCAUGAGCAUUACAGAGGGCCGAUUGCUUGAGGAGAUGGCCGCGGGUGGCUGGGAUUGGGGGUGCGAGGACAGUGACGACGAAAACGAAGGCUCGGGCGACGCGGCAGGAACUGGAGGCAACGAUGACGGCGGCGACGACGAUGAGAUGGAGAUAUCGAUCAUUAAGACGAUCAAAGGUCUUGUGCAAGCCGCCGAGAUAAACCAGGCAACCACCCCAGGAGCCAGCGCAAUAGGUUCAGGCGAGAUAAGGAUACACGUGGUGCUUACCAGGAUACGCGAAGGUUCGCAACCAGAAAUCGACAGGCUCCUUCGUCACGCCCGAAGAAUGGGACGCGGCAACAUAAAGGUCAUAAUUGACGGCACAGAGUCUGGCAUCUGCAGUGAACCAAUACCUCCUCUUGAAAAGGCCUUGCAAAAUCUAGUGCCGUAUUCAGGCUCGCCUGAAAAGUAUCUCACCGAAAAGAUCAAUCUCGAUGCUAGCACCAUGAUUGCAUUGAUCUCGGACAUCUCUCAUGCGCAGAUCGAGGUUCAGGAUUGGCACCGCAAGGAUAUCCAAAAGCAGAUACAGGAGGAGGACUCCGGGUCCAAUGCGACAGUCGCCAAGUUCCUCUAUCCGCUGCUAGUGGACAGAGAGCUGGUUUGCACCCUCGGUGCCGCACAACGUGUUUGGGACAUUGUCAGCAUGAUGGGCACAGGAGGCGAGCCUUCACGAACGGCGCUGCUCAUACCUCGCCCAGGCCAAGACCCAGAGCUGACCGAGGAGGAAUCAUUGAAGAAGUUGCGGGAACACUGUGUCCAUCCUGUACCAGAUGGGCUCAGGCUGCCCAUCAAGAUUGUUGAUGCCAAGAUGACGGAGAGAUGGGAGGGUCUGGUUGAGGAUGGGAAACUGCCCAAGGUGGUCAGACCCAUCGCCAAGGACCUUCUCAAUGAGGUCAACAUGGAGUCGUUUCUGUACGGCUGGGAGGUCGGCAUCACAACAGUGACAGCCAACGGCUCUCUUGCGCAGCAAAUCGGCAGAGCUCUUGAAGAAGAUCAAAUACGGAGACGGCAGACCCAGAAAGGAGAGGAGGGCUCCAACUCACCGCCACAGGCACCGUUGAUAUUGGUGCACUCGGUCAGAAGGUCCCUUGGAGCCAAGGGACAGCCGAGAGAGCGUCGGAAAACCAACGGCGGUACCAAAGAAUAA
This is a messenger RNA of Pyricularia pennisetigena, 1728 nucleotides long. RefSeq lists its product as uncharacterized. The record is from RefSeq and is a predicted model, not a curated record. The transcript has a single exon. NCBI's taxonomy places the organism in Eukaryota, Fungi, Ascomycota, Sordariomycetes, Magnaporthales, Pyriculariaceae. Bases 1 to 1728 code for a protein of 575 amino acids.